Messenger RNA from Anopheles moucheti, 338 nucleotides. RefSeq lists its product as uncharacterized. Lineage: Eukaryota; Metazoa; Arthropoda; Insecta; Diptera; Culicidae. Bases 69 to 338 code for a protein of 89 amino acids. The record is from RefSeq and is a predicted model, not a curated record. The transcript has 2 exons.
GUUGUGUCCGAUUUUGUGAAAUAAACAUCUGGUAAAAACUUUCACAAUUUUGCUGUGCAUUAUCUAAUAUGCUACAAAGGAAAGCCCGACCAGGGUUCGUGAAAUUUAUCAAAUCGUCCGCCAAAACGUUGAUUGUUGUUGAAGCAAUUCUGUUCGCUGUCUCGUACGCGGGCUGGCACCGAUUGAACACGAAUCGAGAAUUUCGGUACUACGUGAAGGAAAACUAUCCCAGCAUUUUGGAAGCCUACUAUCAGCUUGGCGAAUCGCUUGGUGGAGACAAAUCGAUACGCGUGUACGACGAAAACAUUUGGCAGCAAGAGCAGCAGGCAGAAAAGUAG